Diversispora eburnea is the source of this 2103-nucleotide messenger RNA. NCBI's taxonomy places the organism in Eukaryota, Fungi, Glomeromycota, Glomeromycetes, Diversisporales, Diversisporaceae. The record is from the annotation of a GenBank genome assembly.
AUGGAUCCCUACAAAGUACCUUCAAAGCUUGACCCUGAUACAAUAUAUACCGUAACUGAGAAAGAUCUUCAAAAAUCUCAUGAAUUUGUCAAGUUACUUUAUGUUGCGGGAGCGAAAGAGACUAAAAAAUCUCGUAUUAUGAAACCAAAUGAACAAGUUCACAAACCUUCUGGUCUUACUAUUUACUCUUGGAAAACAAAUGAUUGGAAUUACAAAAAAGGUAUUCUUCCUACAAAAGCUCGCGGUUUAUUUACAAGAGUUACAGAAAAUCAUAAACAUGAAAUUUUGAUACGGGGAUACGAUAAAUUCUUUAAUGUUAAUGAAUGGGAAAACAUUUAUGCAAAUACCAAAAGUCCUUAUGAAAUCACACAUAAAGAAAAUGGAUGUAUAAUUUUCAUUAGUGGUCUUCCUGGUGAUCACAUAUUAAUCACUAGCAAACAUUCACUUGGAGAAAAACAAAAACCUGAUGAAAUUACUCAUGCUGGUAAGGGCGAGGAAUGGCUUAAUAAGCAUCUAGAAAAAGUGGGAAAAAGCAAAAAAGAUUUAGCAAGUUAUUUAUAUAAAUAUAAAUUAACCGCCGUGGCCGAGCUCUGUGAUGAUAGUUUUCAAGAACAUGUCCUUGAAUAUACUCCUGAACAAAGUGGUCUUCGUCUUCACGGAAUUAAUUAUAAUCUACCUGAACUCAAAACAUGGCCUAUGAAUUAUGUUACAGCAUUUGCCGAAGAAUGGGGUUUUCACAAAACAAAAUAUUCUAUUAAUAAUUUUAUCCCAGACAACAUUAAAGAAAAAAAUUCGGAAGAACAUAAUAUCGAAGGGUUUGUCAUUAGAACAAAAUUAAAAUCUAGUAAUGAAGAUUUUUUUUUCAAAAUCAAAAAAGAACCAUAUCUUUUGUAUCGUGAGUGGAGAGAGAUUACAAAAGCUCUUUUAGCAAAGAAAAAUCCAAGACCAACCUAUAAACUGAGUAAACAUUAUAUCGAAUGGGUAAAAGAAAAAAUGAAAUCUGAACCUUCCCUCUUUAAAGAUUAUACGCAUUACCGUGGAAUUAUUCGUAUAAGAGAUUUGUUUCUUGAAUAUUGGGAAAAUCAGGGUUUUAAAAAAAGUUUCGAAAAGAUUUCCGAAAAGAAGAAAGAACCAAAACCUAAACAAUAUAAAAAAACUUUAAUUGUUCCUAUUGCAACAAAUGAUGAUAUUCAAAAUCGUUCUAAAUUCCACGACGCUAUUAUAAAGCAAUUUGAAGAUAUCAACGUUGUAUUUGCAGAUAGGAAUAAUCAUUUGAUUAAUCAUCGUGAGACUUUGAUAAAAGCUGUUAGGGAUGCUUUCCCCAAUGAUGUCCGAACCAUAGCGAUUUAUUGGGAUCAUCAUAAAUAUGAUUUUGAACGUAUUUCGGAAAUAACCUCUGAACGAAUUAGUAGUCGAGGGAAUAAUCACCAAACACUUAAAGCAGAAAAUCCAAAGUUAAAUGAAAUCAUAUGGAGAUUCCUCAAUGAAUUUGAGCCAUUAGGAAACCAUGAAAUGUGUAAUUUAUUCGAUCAUGCGAUUGAAUUGGAUAUUCUUGAUAAUACCGAAACCAAUCUCAUGAAAGUUAUCGAAAAGUUGCAUUCAAUUAUUGGAAUUGAAAUUCCUAGUGAAGAGCGUAUUAAAGCUGUGUUGAAAGAAGCAAACAAUUACACGCCAGAAAUUCAUAAAAUUGUUAGUAAGAAUGUCGACAACAAAGUAUACAAAAUAUUGAAAGAUAAUAAUCGCAUCAUUGUUGAACCUCAUGUUACACUCAUUCAUAGAUCGGUUAAGAAACUAUAUCAAGAUUAUUGGGAGAAAUGUAAAGUUAUGUGCGCCGGGGAACCACAGGAGGUAAAAGUGUAUAUCGACAAGUUAGUUUUAACUAACGAACUAAUGACUUUUGUUGUCAAGAAAACGGAGCCUGAAGUUGAAUGCAAAAAUAAAGUUCCACAUGUUACUGUAGGAACAAUCAACAAAAAAAUAAAGCCCUCUAAAUCCAAUGAGGUUUUGGAAAAUUCACUUAUCAAUGGUAUAACAAAGAAUAUGGAAAUUGUUCAACUUGAUUCGGAGCUAAUUUUAACGGGCAUCAUUAAGAAAUUCCAAUAA